Molecule: messenger RNA, 2008 nt
Organism: Impatiens glandulifera
Lineage: Eukaryota; Viridiplantae; Streptophyta; Magnoliopsida; Ericales; Balsaminaceae
Product: UDP-glucuronate:xylan alpha-glucuronosyltransferase 1-like
Exons: 3
Coding region: 131-1924 (597 amino acids)
Biological process (GO): xylan biosynthetic process
Molecular function (GO): glycosyltransferase activity
Source: RefSeq, a predicted model, not a curated record
GGGAGUAGGACCAAAAUUUGAACUCUAAGUUACCCAUUUGGCUUCUCUAGCUCUUUCUUGAAGCCUUUAAUGGAUAUGAAUGAAUUGAAAUAUUGUUCUUGUGUUCAAAUUAAAUUCUAUCCAUAACGCCAUGUAUAGGCGGAGGCCAUCCCAAUAUAGCAACAUCAUCAAUGUUAAUGAAAGAACCACCUUUCAUGUUAUUAAAGAUAAGACCAUCAACUUCAAAUUUAACCCACUUCACAUUCUUCUUCUUACUAUUAUUAUUUUCACCCUAUUCUUCACUCCAACCGUUUUUCGACGCUUAUCGCACAUUCUCCCUUCAUGGACAGACCAAAGAUACACCUCAACAGGCGAUGAUUUAAGUUGGGAUGAAAUCUCCGAAGCAAUAAGCAAGAUCUCAAACUUAACAGAGAUCCAAUCUAUCGGGCUCUUGAAUUUCAACAAGCAUGAAAUCCAUACAUGGGAGAAUCUUAUAAUUCCCGAAGCCAAACACAUAGUUCCUCUUCAUCUAGACUACAUCGAUAAGAGCUUAACAUGGGAGUUGUUGUACCCGGAAUGGAUUGACGAGGAACAAGAAGAGAAAGUUCCGGUUUGCCCUUCGUUUCCAAAGAUUAAAGUUCCCGAAAGAAGGCUUGACAUUAUUGUCGUAAAGCUCCCGUGUCGUGAUGAUGUGAAAUGGGCUAGAGAUGUGGCUCGUUUGCACUUACAAAGAGCUGCGGCUGGGCUGGCUGUGAAUGCAAAAGGUUAUUAUUCGGUGCAUUUGCUUUUUGCUUCGGGUUCAAGGUGCUUUCCAUUGCCGAAUCUAUUUCCUUGCAAGGAGAUUGUGUUUCGUGGUAGGAAGACAUGGUUGUAUAAACCAAACUUGAAUGUUAUGAGAGAAAAACUUCAAUUCCCUGUUGGGUCAUGUGAACUUUCACUACCACUUCUACCUAAAGAUCAUGCUUACUCCGGGAAUGUAAGUCGAGAGGCAUACGUGACAAUCCUUCAUUCAACCGACACUUAUGUUUGCGGAGCCAUAGCUGUUGCUCAAAGCAUUAGAAUGUCCGGUUCGAAUAGAGACCUACUAAUACUCGUCGAUGAAACCAUCAACGGAUAUCAUAGAAGUGGCCUUCAUGCGGCUGGCUGGAAAAUCAAGACAUUCGAUCGAAUCAGAAACCCUAAAGCUGAGAAAGACGCGUACAAUGAAUGGAACUACAGCAAAUUUAGACUAUGGCAGCUCACCGAUUACGACAAGAUAAUCUUCAUCGAUGCCGACAUGUUGGUCCUUAGAAACCUCGACCCUUUAUUCAACCUUCACGAAGUCUCAGCCACUGGAAACGACGGUUCACUUUUCAAUUCUGGCGUAAUGGUAAUAGAGCCUUCGGAAUGCAUGUUCGACCUUUUAAUGGACCAUGUUGAAGAAAUCGAGUCGUACAAUGGCGGAGACCAAGGGUACUUGAACGAGGUUUUUACGUGGUGGCAUAGGAUUCCUAGGAAUAUGAAUUUCUUGAAGCAUAUAUGGGAGGGGGACGGUGAUGAGGAGAAGGAAAUGAAGAAGAAUUUGUUUGGUUUGGAUCCUCCGGUUUUGUUUGUGAUUCAUUACUUGGGAAUUAAGCCAUGGCUAUGUUUUAGAGACUAUGAUUGCAAUUGGAACGUGGAUAUUUUGCAAGAAUUUGCUAGUGAUGAGGCUCAUUGGAAAUGGUGGAAGGUGCAUGAUGGUAUGUCCGAGCUUUUGCAACAAUUUUGUUUGUUGAGAACAACUCAAAAGGCGCAAUUGUUAUGGGAUAGGUUGCAAGCCGAGAAGGCUAACUUUAGCGACGGUCAUUGGGGAUUUAAGAUACGUGAUGGGAGGUUAAAGAAGUGCACCGAUAAUUAUUGUUCGUGGAAAAACGUAUUGAAGAAUUGGAACAAUACAAAUCAUUCUAAUGAACACACUCUUCUAUAGUUAAUUGCAUACUAUGAUUUUUCUUAUCGUAUUGUUAAUAUUGUUUUUUUUUUUAAUUUGUUCUUUAGACCAACAUAUACACUU